UAUAGGCCUCUCUUUCUCUCUAGAUUUCUCCCUAAUUCUUCAUUUAGGAGGGAAAACAUACGCCUCCUUUGUUUUUGCUUUUUUUGUGAAAUCUGGUGUCUGAUUGUCUCUUGCUAUUCCAUAUAUACACUUCUGUUCAUCUUUUGACAUGGAGAGUGCAGAGGUGAUGGUUGAAGAUGAAGAAAUUUUGGAUGAAAUCGGUGCCCUGAACGGCGAAAAAUCGGUUCUUGACGGUUCAAUUGCUGAAAAUUUGAAGGUAAGAAAGAGGGGUCGGCCUGAGGAGAAUCACCACGAGAAUAAGUGUCGAGUUUGUGGAGAAAGUAAUGAUCUUGGCAGGAAAACUGGAGAAUCUGAUGGAGGUAGCGAAAAGUUGAAAGAUUUAGUGAAGGAAAAUGGUGGGGUUGAGGAAGGGAAGGCGAUGGGAGAAGAUAAAGAUAGUUUGGGAGAUGUAAAAAAGGAAAAUUUUGUUUCUUCUUCUGCUACAGAAGAAGAAACAAGGAAAGAUCUGGAAGAAGAGGAUAUUGUAAUUUUAAAAGGAAAGGGGAAGAAAAAGAGCAUGGUAGAGAUUGAACGGCGGCAUUCUGGGGUUAGAAUGUCUAAGAAAAUAGCGGAGGAGAAGAUUAGAAGGAACAUUGAGUCGAGUAUCAGAGAUGAUGAAGAUGAGGGGGCAUCAAAUAGGGUGAAGGGAAAAAAGAGGAAUAAAAAUGGAACUUCACUGAAAGAGAGUGAAGUCGGAGCUGAAAUAGCCCGAAUGGAGGAUAAGAAGCGUGGUAAAAUGAGCUUGCGUGAUGAAGGCAAGGGGGAGUGUGAAGGAAAAGAGCUAAAUGGGACUGCAUCAGCAGUUGGGGAAGGGAGGGCGAUGGAAGAAGAUAAAGAUAGUUCGGGAGAAGAGGAUAUAGUAAUUUUAAAAGGAAAGGGGAAGAAAAAAAGCUUGGUAGGGACUGAACCGUGGCAGUCUGGGUCUAGAAAGGCCAAGUUAAAGGCUGUUGAGAAGAUGCAAUUGGACAUUGCAUCGCAGCAUAUCACAGAUGAUGAAAAUAGGGGGAAGCGCAAAAAGAAGAAUUACAAUGGAACUUCGCUGGAAGAAGAGAGAGAAUUCGGAGCUGAAAUACCCCAAAUGGAGGAUAAGAAGACUGAAAGAAGGAGUUUGCGUAAUAAAGGCAAUGGGGAGUGUGAAGGGAAAGAGCUAGAUGGGACUGUACCAAAGUCCAGAAUUGGACUUAAAAGGGAUGAGAAUGGAUAUCUGGAAUCAAAUAUGUGUCACCAAUGCCAAAGAAAUGACAAAGGAGAGGUCGUCCGGUGCACGAAAUGUAAGACGAAGCGAUAUUGUGGUCACUGUAUAACGAACUGGUACCCUGACCUGUCAGCGGAAGCUUUGGCAGAGGCUUGUCCUGUUUGUCAACUGAACUGCAAUUGCAAAGCAUGUUUACGCAUGGAAGUUUCUGUGGAAGCUGCUGCCAGUAUUAAGGAGAAGUCGAAGUUUACAAUUGGCAAAGAUGAGAAGAUUCAGUACUCUAAGUACAUCAUAAAAGAACUCCUGCCAUUUGUUGAACAGAUUCACAAAGAACAAGUGACAGAGAGGGAGCUUGAGGCUAUUAUUCAAGGUGUAUCAGUUUCAGACUCUAAAAUCAUUGAAGCAGCAAUUGAUGCAGAUGAGCGCAUUUAUUGUGACAACUGUCGAACUUCUAUUGUUGACUACCACAGAAGCUGUCCUCGGUGUUCCUAUGACCUUUGCCUUAGUUGUUGUCGAGAACUCAGGGAUGGGCGCUUGCAGGGAGGUGAAAAAGGACCAUCUUUUAAAUAUGUCGACUACGGUUUUAAUUAUCUGCAUAAUAUCAAAGAAGAGAAUAUUUCAGAGAAGACGAAAAUUUCAAAGAGGAAUAUUUCAAAGAAUGUUGGUGGUCAGGAUAUUAUGGUGGUGGAUAAACCGGAUUCUUCAUUACAAUGGAAAGCAAAGGAAAAUGGUGUCAUUUUGUGUCCACCAAAAACCAAGGGAGGUUGUGGUGAAGAAAUUUUGGUAUUGAAGUGUUUGUUACCUGAUGGAUGUGUUUCAAAAUUGCGUGAGGAAGCAAAGGAAAUAUUUGAUGCAUACCAAACUGAAUGUGCCCCAGAAUAUCUUGAGAAUAGUUGUCCAUGUUCCAAAUUUUUGGAUGGAGAUGAUUUCAUUAACCAAAAGACAUGUAGAGCAGCCUCUCGAGAAGAUUCAAGUGACAACUCUUUAUACUGGCCUUCAGCUGUAGACAUGGGGCAUGGGGAUCUAAAACAUUUCCAGUGGCAUUGGUCAAAGGGUGAGCCAGUAAUAGUUAGUAAAGUACUUGAAACUACCCUUGGCUUGAGUUGGGAACCUAUGGUUAUGUGGCGUGCCUUCCGACAGAUUAAAAACAAUGACCACGAGACACGUCUAGAUGUGACUGCUAUUUCUUGCCUUGAUUGGUGUGAGGUUGAUGUGAAUGUUCACCAAUUUUUCACUUUGUAUUCGAAUGCGUAUACCGAGGCAGCACAUUUUGACAAAGCAGGGUGGCCUCAAAUACUAAAAUUAAAAGACUGGCCUCCUUCCACCUUAUUUGAGCAGCUGUUGCCUCGCCAUGGUUUGGAAUUUAUCAGCUGCUUGCCAUUUAAAGAGUAUACACAUCCUCAAGGUGGACAUUUGAAUCUUGUAACUGCGCUUCCUCCACAGUCCAUAAAACCUGAUAUGGGGCCAAAAACCUACAUAGCUUAUGGAUUUAAAGAAGAGCUAGGGCGUGGGGAUUCUGUAACAAAGCUUCACUGCGAUAUGUCUGAUGCGGUUAAUAUCUUGACACAUAUCAAAGGAGUAACAAUUACACCUAAGACGCGUCAGAAAAUUAAAGAAUUCAAAGCAAAGCAUGCUGCCCAAGAUCAAAGUGAGAUUUCGGGAGUUGUUCAGAAGGAAAUUGGGGAAGAAGUGAAAGCCUUGAAUGAGUCUGAUCUUGGCAAUAUGAAUGAUCCUGACAUGGAUGUUGAGCUAGGAGUUUCAAAUAUUGUUGAAAACAGCGCUAACAAAGACAGAGAGGAAAACCAUAAGGAGGUCUUAGAGAAAAAAGUUUUGAAUGCUGAUGAUUGUAAUGUUGACAUGGAUGUAAAUGAUCAAAUACAACUUUCUGGAGAAAAAGUGGAUGUUAAACUUGAUAUCGAUAAGGGUAGUCUUGAUGAUGAUGAUGAUAGUGGAGCCCUUUGGGACAUCUUUAGGCAACAAGAUGUUCCUAAAUUAGAGGAGUAUCUCAAAAGGCACUUCAAAGAGUUUAGACACAUCUAUGGUAAUCUGCUUCCAGAGGUUAUCCAUCCAAUUCAUGACCAAACUAUUUACUUGACUUCAGAGCACAAAAAACGACUAAAGGAGGAAUAUGGAAUUGAACCAUGGACAUUUGUACAGAGGUUAGGCGAUGCAGUCAUUAUACCAGCAGGCUGCCCUCAUCAAGUUAGAAAUUUGAAGUCUUGCACUAAAGUUGCUCUGGAUUUUGUGUCGCCUGAAAACAUUAGCGCAUGCUUCAAACUGACGGAAGAGUUUCGUCUGCUGCCCUUGAAUCACAGGGCUAAGGAAGACAAGCUUGAGGUGAAGAAAAUGCUGCUUCAUGCACUGAAGAGCGCUGUUGAUGAUGUGAAGGAAAACAAGCCAUCACAGCCCACAGAGGAAGUCAAGUCUUCGCAACCCAAGUCAUCCCGUAGAAAGGCACCCAAGCCAGGAAACCGUCACAAAAGGUGAUUAUAUUUUGGAGGCUCUUAGUUGGAUGAAGUUAUAAUCCACUGUGGAGGAGAAAGACCCUUUUUUGGAAUCCAUGGCCAUCUAAUAUAAUGCUAAUGUUAUCCUUCUUUUUUUUGUCAACAUUAACUUGUUAUCUAUUGUACUUAGAUUUUUCUGUACUUGAAUGGUGGAUGGCAUUGUGGCAAUAUAGUUGGUGGUUGUGUUU
Messenger RNA from Salvia splendens (bonfire salvia), 3926 nucleotides. Its product is annotated as lysine-specific demethylase JMJ25. The transcript is spliced from 13 exons. The record is from RefSeq and is a predicted model, not a curated record. Gene Ontology annotation, molecular function: histone H3K9 demethylase activity; transcription coregulator activity; chromatin DNA binding. Gene Ontology annotation, cellular component: histone deacetylase complex; chromatin. Lineage: Eukaryota; Viridiplantae; Streptophyta; Magnoliopsida; Lamiales; Lamiaceae. Gene Ontology annotation, biological process: regulation of transcription by RNA polymerase II. Bases 149 to 3721 code for a protein of 1190 amino acids.